AUGCUCCGCCCCCUCCACGCCCUCACAUUCUACCCCUCCCUCCACCACUCCCUAUCCCCCUCCCUCCCACAAACCCCCUCCAACACCAUCCUCCUCGAAUCCCUCCUAACCAUCUACGGCGCACGCGACAUCUUCAUGGGCCUCGCCAUGUACGCCGCAUCCUACCAUCGCAAUUACAAAACACUAGGCUGGAUCGUGGUUGCGGGGAGUGGUGUUGCGUUUGUGGAUGGGUGGGUGUGUUGGAGGGCUGGAGGGGGACAGGGCGAUCAUUGGGGGUAUGCGCCUGUACAUGCGGUUGUGGGGGUUUUGCUGGUGUUGGGGUAUUGA
Messenger RNA from Botrytis sinoallii, 327 nucleotides. RefSeq lists its product as uncharacterized. The record is from RefSeq and is a predicted model, not a curated record. Lineage: Eukaryota; Fungi; Ascomycota; Leotiomycetes; Helotiales; Sclerotiniaceae. The transcript has a single exon. The coding region runs from base 1 to 327 and encodes 108 amino acids.